UGGCUACUAGGGCACAUGGAAAAGAGUGAUUUUUGACUGUUGGAAAUGCGUGGAGGACGUGCUCUAUUUACAGCAGUUUUGUUUUUCUUGCGUGUAACUUCCUUGAAAACUAUAAUUUUGCGUGAUGGACUUUCACAACAAAUUAGCAGCAAAAAAUUCGAAACGUUAUCAAAAUCGAAAAUUGUCUCCUCAUGGGGUACAGACAUCUUUCUCCGCUUUGCAGCCCUAUCCUCAGGGUCACUGGCUAGCGUGGAGGACCAAAAAAUCACUGAUAAAAAGUAUGCGAAAAAUAUUUCUUCGCGACCUCCAGUACCGUCGCUGAAUUUACUCGGUGGCUUGCAGGAUGCAUUUAAAACAGUUUCGCGGGUGAUCGUGCCGAAGGACUCGUUCGGUUCGGCAGUCAAUUCUCCAGCGUUCGUGGACAAAACGCUGUUCAUCAAGUACUUCAUGACGGAGACGAACCACACGUUGGUGCUGGCCCCGAACAGCUUCGGAAAAUCGACCGUCCUCUCCAUGCUCCGUGACUUCCUCGAGAUGCCUGUCGAUGCUCUCGGCAAUGUGCUCGACAAGCGCACCUCGCCCAAUUACAAGACCUUCCACCGGCUCAAUAUCUACCAAGAGGAUCCGACUUUCUUCCAAGAGCAUUUCGCCAACUACAUGGUCCUCAAAAUGGACUUUGCUGAUAUUAAAAUGCAAUCUCUCAGAGAGUUCAUCCAUUCCUUCAGACGCAUGGUGAACCGGCUUUUCUCGGAGCACCCAUACCUGCUGCAAAGUCCGAAGCUGAGGCGCUCGGAUCAUGAGAAGUUCGAGAAGUACUCGUUCCCCCGCUGCCAGAUGAGCCACAAGGACCUGGCCUCCGGGGGGCGCGUCUUGAGCCAGCUCCUCUUCAAGCACUUCCGGAAGCAGAGCAUCCUCCUCGUCGACAACGUGGACGCCCCGGCCGCCAGCCUCGCGCUCUGCCAAGACACCAGCAACGUCGCGCACAUCCUCACCGUCAUCUCCAAGUUCAUCGCCAAACUCCUGCGCAACAACCACCAGGUCUACCGCGCCCUCUUCACUGGCGUCCUCACCGUCGCUGACGUCUACACCCGCGAGGCAAAUACCCUCGACCACCGACCCGUCUUCGGCGACGCACAGAUCGGACCCUACUUCGGCCUUACCGACCACGAGGUCCGGGAGCUCAUGGUCAAGUCAAUCCGACACGACAAACUUGACGAAGCGCGGCGUAUGUUCGGCGGCUACAAAAUCAAAGACAGCCGUGAGACGCUCUUCAACACCAAGUCGGUCACCAAGUUCGCUGCUGACGGGGAAUAUAGCCGUGGGAUCAAGACUCCGCCCUAUCUGCUGGAGCUGAAACCCAUCUUCGAGUACGAUAUAUUCGGAAAGGUCAUCGAGGAUUCUCUGGAGGGCGAGACCCCGGUUACCCUGCGGCUCCAGUUUAAGGAGAAACACUUGUAUAUGCUCAAACCUCUGCUGGAUGCGAACUUGCUCAAAAAACAAUCCAAAGAUCACUUGCUCGGACUUCAAUAUAAGCUGUUCCAAUAUUUAUUAGAAUACGGUUACUACACCGUCCGAGACUACGUGAGCAACAACGCAGUCCGUGUCAUCGUCCCGAACUUGGAGAUGAAAAGCGAGCUGAAACGGUUGAUCUACACGAGGAAAUUCUUCGUCGACAAGUUCCGCAUCGAGGAGUCCACGCUGGCCGACUACCUGAUGGCGAUAGACAUGCUGACGAAGAAUCGGACCAGUUUCGAGACCCUGUGCGCGAGCGUGGCCGGGAUAUUCGCGCAUAACAUGCCGGAGAGGUCCUUCGAGGUCCAGGGCCCGCUCUUGGCGUAUCCUGCUCUCUGUCCUGGCGCCUUCGAGGAGGUUUACACCGAGCUCCAUUCGGAGAGGGACCGCCCUGCGGACGUCUUCAUACGGAGGAACGACGGUGCGGCCAUCGUCAUCGGGCUCACGCUGGAUGGGGAUCCCUUCGAGAGUCUGAAACAAAUCGUCGGGCGUGGAUACUACAAGGAGAGGGUAGAGCGAUGUAGGAGGAAGAUUUACAUCGGUGUUAACGUCGAUAGAAACAACCGGUGCUUGAUUAGUUAUCUGUGGAACAGUGAGGACUUAGCCAACGCUGAGAAUGUCAGUUUUACAGCGGAUGUCAGAAGCACACGUUGAAUAUGGGAGCUGCUGUCCCAGUAGCACAGAGAGAUUGCGAUAAGUAGAAAUUACAUUCCACUGAGUGUUGUGUAUGUUGCCUAGCUCCUAUUUGAAGGGGUUCCAUUUAUUGAAACUUAUUGCGGUAAAAUUGAAAUAAGUUGCAAUCUUACGUUGCAUUGCAUAUCGCCUAUCCUUAUGACACAUGAAGCUCAUUUUGUUGAUUGUUUAAAAUCGGCAUAAAUCGACUAAAAGAUGCAAAAAUAUUGCAAUUUAAUGGUUAAAAAAGUACAAUUUUAUUGAAAUAAAAUUGCAAUUUAAUUUCAGUAUUUUCGUUGCACUGUGCUACUUGGGUUAAUGUGGCUUGAAUGUGGAAGUCAUGCUUGAAUGCGCGUGUCGCGCAAAAUUUAGCAACGAUUUUCAGCGACCAUCGGGCAGUGUCGGAUUUGCCUAAAUAUUCGAAUAGAUUUGAUACAAAUCUGGAUGAAAAUAACACGAAUUUGCGAAAUUUCAGCCGUUUCGCGAUGACUGUUGACUUCCAUAUUCAGCUACCAAAUUCAACCUGUGAUUCCGGUAUGACUAAAAACAUCUCACGGGUACCACGCGGAUGUAACCAAGCCCAAGUAGCACGGAUUGUAAAAGGUAGCAUUUACAUAGUAAAAAUAUUGCAAUUUAA
This is a messenger RNA of Bemisia tabaci, 2821 nucleotides long. RefSeq lists its product as uncharacterized. The record is from RefSeq and is a predicted model, not a curated record. NCBI's taxonomy places the organism in Eukaryota, Metazoa, Arthropoda, Insecta, Hemiptera, Aleyrodidae.